AUGGAUUUUACACCCAUUCUCCGAUGCGAUGACCUCGACACGUGGCGUACGGCCGACGAUGCAACCGACUUUGAGGUUGCCAACACGGCUGUUCACACGCCUGACGAUGACAUGACCAAAAUCCAGCGAAAUGCAAAGAUUUGGCGCACAGCCGGACACGAAAUCGGAGUCCAAGUGCUUCAAAAGUGGAGUACGGAGCCGAAAAACAUCACUUCCUUGGCUGGCUAUCAUGGGUUCAAUGAGAAAUGCGUCGCCAAUUUUGUUGAUACAGUCGUUCCCGACAUCAUUCCUGCAGGCCUCAAACUCCUCCAUUCCAAGUUCCGUGUCGAAGUUGCCAAGGCCUUAUUCCAAGAAUACUCAGUAGAGUCUGGAUCUCUUCCCGAUUCCAUGGAUGCUCUCUAUAUCAACAGUCGCACCAGGGUCGACGCGUUGCCUGAGGGAUCCAGCCUACAGCUCCUCAUUGGACCUAUCGAACUCAUGAACAUGUACACGCAUAAAAGCGCCCUCAAAAGGUUCGUUGACCAAACUAUCCAAUCAAUCAAAGUGCCAAUCUUUCUACCAAUCACACGCGGUGUGAUUUCAUCAUCGGAUGCAGAGGAUAACAUAAUAGAUCCUGCGGCUACGAUUCUUAUUCAAGCUGCACAAAUCCUCUUGUUCGCUCCCACCAAGUGGCACAAGGAUAUCAAAUACACUCGACUCACAGAUGAGUACAAACGACGCUAUCCAACUCCUCCAGGUCACGGGGGAGAUUGUCGAACAGUCGCAGGAAUGUUCAGCCUGGAAGACCUCCAUCGCGCCGUUAUCUUGGUGUAUCUCGCCAUCUAUCGAAGGGUACAAAAUGGAACUGCCGGCCUCAAAACUCAACGUGCGCCUCAGCCUCGCGGCACGUUUUCGGGUUACUACGAUGUUGAGCGGCAAAUCCCCGACGACACCGCUGGCAAGGAGGGUGCCUCUCAGCUAGCUGUGGCGCGAUUCAUCAGACAUCCUUUGCCUGUCCUGCAAACCGGUUUGAUUCAACCGUCGCCAACAACCGCUUCCUCAGAGUCACGCUCCACGCGAGCUGCCGCCCCAGAUAUUCCUUUCACGCCUUGCGAGAAGAUUGAUUACCCCCCGAAUCUCGAUAAGUGGCUUGAGAUUCGUGAACGAUUUGACUGGGACGACCCGGAUCAGGUUUUUGCUCGUGUUUCCGAACAUAUCACAUCUUUCAAUGCGCUGGUCGGAGACCAACAUCUCAUCGAGUUUGUCGAGCGAGGCAGCGCUUCUACCGUGAUACAAGAAUUUCUUGCAUUGCACCCAGAGGAUGAGAAAGGAUUGAAUGACGCACUCUUGCGCUCAUACGCCUUGGAGACUGUCUUCAAUGGCCAUCCCCCUCCCGAGGAUACAGACAUCAACGCAGUUUGCUCUCGCUUCGGAAUCAAGCCAUACCCAUCUCUCGAGCUUUAUCCUGAUCAAGGGUUUCAACCACUCAAGCCACAUCAAGUAGCAGGUGUCAUUUUCCAGAAGCUAGAUACGAUCGGUCACAUUCUUCUCAGCAACGAGAUGGGCUUGGGCAAGACUAAAGUCUUCAUCUCCAUGAUCGAAUGCCGAGCUCGUGAACUAGAGGCCAAAUUCAAAAUCUUGCAUGACGACAACAACCGCGACAUUUUUUUCCCGACAUUGGUGGUGAACCCCCCCAGCAUUAUUCAUCAAACACAUGCAGAGAUGAAAGCCAACUUUCCUGGCCUGAAGGUUUUGAUGUAUUAUGCCUCCAAGAGUCAAUCGCGCAAAUUCGACUCUGCCACAAUUCUCGAGAAGAAUGAAUUCCUACAAGUUCUCCGCAAAUUGUCGAAUAGUGACCCCCAGACCGCUCGAAUAGUCAUCAUGACAACUUACAACACUCUCCAUUGCCGUGAGGUUUCACGUACCGAACGCCGUUUCAUUUUCCUUGAACGAAAGGAGAAGGGACCUACCGCCAAACGUCCCAAAACCAUGACCCCUCCACCCAUUGAUUCUACCGAGGUAGAUGACGCUCUUAGGGCAGAUUGCAACGGCGACAGUUCGGACUCUGAUUCAGACUACUAUACUCCUGCUGAGAUGCUCGCCUUUCAGGCCAGACGUCCUGAAACCACUCCCAAACUUCGGAAGUAUCAUAAAGGUGACUUGGAACUCAAGAACAAAAGGUUGCAUUUCUUGAAGGGCCACGAACGCGCACUUCCCGAUGGGUAUUUGGUUGAAUACAACCUCGUACGCCCAGCCCUUGGGGAUGUUAAAUGGGGGUUCCUCAUCGUGGAUGAGGCACAUACCGCACGACGCGUCGAUGGCGUCACGGGAACUCCCUUAAUGGGAUCUCUACACGAUAUUAUCUCCCCACUGUCACUUAUCUGGUCCAAAUUGGAUAUCGAGACCCCCCCAAACGGCGAUAUCGGCAUAGGCUACACUCAGGGUUUAUGGGAAGAAAACUAUGAUCCGAACAUCAACAACACUUGGCCCAACGGCAAGGAGACCAAGGGUAUCUUCACCGAGAAGUUUUUGAAAUCCUGCCCAUCCGAGGGAUGGACACAAAUGCAAGAGUUUUACAAGCGCACGGGAGUGAAAAUAUGGCAAAUAAACCCAACUCUGGUCGAGAGAGCUGGUCGCCAAGCUGAGUGGUCCAGUGCAUUCGGACAAAAGGUAAUGUCAGUGGUCCUGGGAAUGGUGUCACUCCACCGCACCCAACGAUCACGCCUCAUUCUGCCAGAUGGACAAGUUUGCUUCCCAGCAGCAGAUCUUAUGCCCAUGACAAUAAUAACUGAGGAGCUCAGUUAUGACCCCGCGCGUCGGCCACUUGUUCAAGAACACGGUCGUAACAUAGCAGCCAGAAUCUUUGUGGCCGGCCCAUCGAACACAACUCAGAACUUCACUCCAAGCCAGAAUGUGCCGCCAAGCGGUGCACAAGAAGGCUCACUGAACUUUGGUGCAUACAGGCAAGGUGUUCUAGUGGCAUAUGAUUGGCGCAAUUCGCACAUCUUGUAUUCGAACGUUGAGGAGAUUUUCGGCGGGGAACCUGAUGCAAUCGCCAAUACCCUCCGCUUGUUGCGCGACUCCGGGGGUCUGACAGAUACGCAAGCAAAACGCCUGCAGCAACGCACGGCCAAGCAUUCAAUGCCCACAGUUGGCGUGAAUCAUGUUCAGAAAUUGCUCUCAUUCGACAAUAACCAAGGAUUGGACUACUUCUUCACUAGGACUUGUCUUGAUCCAGAUGUCCUCCCAUUGACAGAUCGCGCCGCUUGGAUUUACUGGCUUACUGCCACAAGCCCUGUGCUGGCACGAACGAUUGAGUUAUGCCACCGCUACGUUCACGAGAGGAAAGAGCGCGUUCUCAUCUAUGUAGACACGCCGUGGAUUCAACAGAUGAUGUACAGCGCGCUUUUAAUGGCCGGUUUCAAAUCGCUGACGGUUCGUUCUUCGGACAAACCGAGUGCGAAAAUCGAGGCUGUCCAAAAAUUCUCAGAUCCUCGCUCGGACGCUCAAGUCUUUAUCGCCAACAUCAAUAUCAUGUCUACCGGACUCAACCUCCAUCACGCCUGUUGCUUUGGCAUCCUGGCGACUUUCCAUUUCAACGCCAAAACCAUCCAGCAAGUGCACGGGCGACUCCAUCGCUUAGGUCAAAAGAAGGUUGUCGUUUGGCAUAACCUCAAGGUGAAAGAUUCUUUUCAUGACUACCAGGAGAGGAUGCUGUUGACAAAAUGGUCUCGUCAAUUGUCCGCGGAAUCCAACCUUCCACGAUGGAUGACAGGGACCCUCCGAGAAAUCGUGCUAUUCGAGCUUAUACGCUCCUACUUCCACCAACCUUUCAACCGCUACUCCUGGGUUAUCCUCGCCGAUCGAGAUGGAAAGGCUAUGGCCUAUUACUCUGAGGAGGCUAUCAAGCUUGGAUAUGCUUGCUCGGCAUUGGCCAAACUCAGCUUAAACACAGAAAAGGGGGCUUACUGGAUCGAGAACGACGAUUACAUAGCCACCGCGCUUCUGGAACUCGUGGCAAGCGUAGAAUUGAAGCAGACAGAGCCAUGGCUGACAAUGGAUGAGAGCCAACUCCGAGUCGCUAUGGAACUUGAGAAAUUCAUUCACGGGGUCAAAAACGGAGAGUCUUUGCGCGAGAAGGCCAAAUUUUUUAGCCAAAGGGUCAAAGAGCGCCAGCAGACCACGAAUGCCGAUUUUACCCUCGAGGAAAGCUCAGAUAAUACGGAGGAGGUUGUUGAAGAUGAAGACGCCACUGCUGAUGCGCCCCUAAGCAACCAGGGAGAUGGAGAGUAG
Molecule: messenger RNA, 4272 nt
Organism: Trichoderma virens Gv29-8
Lineage: Eukaryota; Fungi; Ascomycota; Sordariomycetes; Hypocreales; Hypocreaceae
Exons: 7
Coding region: 1-4272 (1423 amino acids)
Molecular function (GO): ATP-dependent chromatin remodeler activity; ATP binding
Source: RefSeq, a predicted model, not a curated record